GUACCAAAUUGCAGAACAUAGAAGAAAUUUAUAGAAAUCGAAAGGGAUAUCUAUCAUUAAAUGUACAGUUAUAAUGUACUUCACGGAAGAACACGUCAGAUUGUUGAAAGAACAUUUGGGAUAUGGAAACGUAGAUUUCCGUGCUUAUCUAGAGGAUUAAGCAACAAGUUAAUUGGUUCAACAACAAUAGUUGUUGCGUGUGCUGUGCUGCAUAAUAUGUCUUUAAUUUUUAAUAAUAUGUUACCAGAAGAAGAAGUUGAAGAAAAUAAUGAAAUAGAAAUACCAAUUGAACCACACUGGCAGCCGGGAGAGGGUUUUGUAAUGCGAGAAGCACUUAUUGAGAGACUAUAUAGAUAGUUUAUUAUACAACUUAUUACACAACUUAUACAAUAAACAA
Molecule: messenger RNA, 397 nt
Organism: Harpegnathos saltator (Jerdon's jumping ant)
Lineage: Eukaryota; Metazoa; Arthropoda; Insecta; Hymenoptera; Formicidae
Product: putative nuclease HARBI1
Exons: 2
Coding region: 61-357 (98 amino acids)
Source: RefSeq, a predicted model, not a curated record